Molecule: messenger RNA, 2232 nt
Organism: Glarea lozoyensis ATCC 20868
Lineage: Eukaryota; Fungi; Ascomycota; Leotiomycetes; Helotiales; Helotiaceae
Exons: 6
Coding region: 1-2232 (743 amino acids)
Cellular component (GO): nucleus; cytoplasm
Molecular function (GO): GTPase regulator activity
Source: RefSeq, a predicted model, not a curated record
AUGGAGGUGCUGCUAGCAAAGAUCACCCAGCAUGCCUACAAUCAUGCAAUUAGAGUGGGAAUUUGUUAUACCGUGCAAUACACGACUCGGCAAGCCACGCGCUUUCUAAAGAAAGUAGAGGAUAAGAAGGUGCUUCAAGAGUUACGAAAGUUGCAAACUAAGCUCGAAGGGAAACUGAGAAUUGUAUAUCCUGCUAUUGAUAUGAUAGAGUUGAUUUCUGCGAGGGGAAACAACACUUUAGAGUCUGCAGUAACCCUAACAAAGGCCCUUCGUUGGGACAUACAGUCACUAGGUGCGAGAUUUGAGAAGGCUUCUGGCGCGGAGGAAGCGUCACCGAGAAGUAAACGUGAUGCCAGGUCAAGAGCAGAAUUUGAAUUAGAGGUACUGCAAAUCAUCGAAGAUAUUAAGGCUCUAAUCAUCAGGAUUGACGAUGCCGUACCGCUGAUCAAUCUUGCGAUUGCAACAUCUGGCGCGAAUCCCUCUACUGGUCUGCCACAGAGCGUAUCACCAUCGAGACUGAUGCAGGCAAGUACAAUAUUAUCUCAUGGAGACUUCGCAUACAACCAAGAUCCUUCACAGCCUAUGCAAAUCGGGCCUCCCUUAACAUUGUCUUUGUACAUGUUAUUUGCCGGCCACGCUGCAGUCGAAAGAAAUGGAACGGAAAUCGAUGGGGAUGGAAAUAUGCAUGAGAGUACACGAAAGAGCGAGAGGGAGAUGACGUGGAAAGAAGUACUCCACAAAGCACAAGUUAAACUUAUGCGUGUGCCUUUGAGCGACUCGGAAAGGAUGUCAAACGCUACCAACGGACGACAAUCAUUUACGGCAAAGGUAAAUGCUUCUAACGAAUACGCUUAUCAACUACACAUUGUCGAAGAUCUGGAUGAUGACAGAGUACAUAAUUUUGAGGAAGACGCUGCUCAACCUGGUCCUUUUGACGGAGUUCAACUUGCUGGAAUUCGCGAAAUACUCCCAAUCCACCAAAUAUCCAAGAUAUUUUAUGCAGACACCGGCAAAAUACUCAAUAUCGGCAAUGACGGAGAACCUAACAGUCCUGUGCUAUUGUUGAAACGCGACAUAAACGCUAAGUCGCCUACGAGAAUGAUGGAGGAAGAUGAAAUAAGGGACGACACAUACGAGGAAACUUCAAAUUUAUUUGCAAGUCAGUCAUUAAGCGACGAAGAUGAUGAGGAUCAAGAUGGAAUUGACCAGCAACUCCGACGGGAGAGUUCUGUGCUGCCAGAAACCCCUGUGAAGGAGGAAUUCAGUGAAGCCUGGCGCUUGCCACCAGAUUUAGACCAUGAAUGGCUCGCAUUUGAGGUUUAUAACGAAGACGAGGACCCUGAUUCCGAGGAUGAAGAAGAAUCAAUCCCAAGCUCAAGUGGUGACUCAUCGCCCUUACGAUCCGAGCAACUGGAAGAGCCUCUGUCACCAAAUGAAGAUAUACUCAACAAGAACCUCAAAGAACUUCACCUCGAAUCGGAAUCACCGACUCCAUUUCAAUCCCCAGCACCAACACCAUACACCCAACUCAUUCGAACACCAGCAGCCCGAAAUCCAGACUCCUCACUACUAGAACACUCCGCACCUCCUACCCCUCACAUCCCCCUCCCCACCCGCAGCGACCCAUACGGCACAAUCCGCACUUCCCUCUCCCUCCUCGAGAUGCUCAUCCGGCUCACCUCCCUCCAACAAUUCCAACAAUCCUCCCACCUCAGCAUCCCCGAUCAAACCCUAAACUUCUUCCUCACCGACGCAUCCACCACCAGCGGUCUCAGCACCGAAGCACGGCGCGCCGCCCGUGACGAAGCAAGACGGAAAAUGGGCUUCGACCCGUAUGAUGAAAGCCCAAUCAAACACCACGGCGAAGAGUACCAGCGUCACGGCGGCUACGCAUCACCUACCCGCGAUGCUUACUACGAGGAUGACUACGUCCGGCAAACCACAGAAUCCCCCUCUCUACCACCCCGCACGAUCGAGGCUCGUCGCCAUCAAACACCCGAUCCAUGGCUCCAACGCGCACCCUCUUCUUCUCCUGCCCGAACAUCGCGAACUCCGGAAAGUCCCUAUCGACCGGUCAAGAAAGCCACGAGGCCGCUUGUGAGAGUCAAGCAAGAGGGGAGGAAGAUGAAGGGGAGUCCGUUGGGGAGGGGGAUGAGCGUUGAGACUGAUUCGACGCUGGGCACGAGUCCUGGGACGCCGACUUUUGUUGGGUGUGUGGAGGAGUCGAGUUGA